Theobroma umbraticum is the source of this 2265-nucleotide messenger RNA. RefSeq names its product serine/arginine repetitive matrix-like protein. Gene Ontology annotation, biological process: cortical microtubule organization. The record is from RefSeq and is a predicted model, not a curated record. Gene Ontology annotation, cellular component: cortical microtubule. NCBI's taxonomy places the organism in Eukaryota, Viridiplantae, Streptophyta, Magnoliopsida, Malvales, Malvaceae.
ACUUAAUAAGAGAAGCACUGCACAGAUCUAAAGACGACUUGACUUCCCUUUCCUUUCCCUCCCGCCCUCUUUCCGCCAUAUGACGUAAAUUAUAUGGUUAUGUAUAUUUCUAUAUAAAAGGAGACAGAUACAGUGACAGCAGGGUGACCAACUGUCUUGCUUUCCAUUGGCAUUUCUCUUGUACGGUAGAUCUCAAGCUGCCUCAACCUCUCUCUCUCUUGCUCUUUGAGGAAAGCUGCAUUCUAACAAACCAAAGAAAAAAAAAAAAGGAACAGAGAUAGACAGAGAGAAGAAAGAGAGAUGGGGUUGGGAGUGGAAACAGCAGCAGCAUAAGAGUGUCAUGGUAAUAGUUGGAAGCGAAGAUGAUGAAUAGGAAUCUAAGGGAAUCUUUGGUGGGCGGGGGGAGGAAUAAUAUCAAUGUUUCGGCGGCGUCCCAUCAUCACCGCCGUGGUCAAAGUUUGACCGGAGGAUUAUUUACCAGGGAUUCCGACGAGAAUUUGGAUCUCUUCUCCAAAAACCGUCGAAGCCUCUCCGUCGCCUCCUCCGAUGAAUCCUCCGACGUAAAACUGGGAAGACUAUCGCUUGGAUCAGCGAACGUGGGAAAGGGUGGCCUGGAUGAUCUACUUUCGUCUACAGAUGGAGGAAAGCAUGACUAUGACUGGCUUCUAACUCCACCGGGGACUCCACUUUUUCCUUCGUCUGAGGGAUCUGAAUCUCAGUCAACUUCACUAGCUCCAAGAAGCAAUUCCAAAGUUAGAUCAGUUUCGACUGCAAAGACUUCAAGGCUUUCAGUUUCACAAUCUGAGAGCAAUCAUUCCACAAGACCCACUAGAAGCAGUUCAGUAACGCGACCUUCUCUUUCUUCUUCAUAUAGUACCUAUUCCUCAAACAGGGGCCCAUCAAUUCUUAAUACAAGCUCAGCGUCUGUGUCAUCUUAUACUAGACAUUCCUCACCCGUUACCCGCUCGCGACCUUCAACCCCAUCUGCCCGCUCAACACCAUCACGAGCCUCAACUCCUUCAAAAGUCCGUCCAUCUCCCACCAGCUCUUAUAUUGACAAAAGUCGACCAUCGCAAAGUUCAAGACCAUCAACUCCAAGUUCUAGGCCACAAAUCUCUGCAAACUUGAACUCAACAGCUGUUCGAUCAAAUUCUCGUCCAUCAACUCCCACACGUCGGAAUCCAAUACCUUCUCUAUCUUCAGCAGCAGCUGGAGCUUUGCCAUCUGCUGGGCGCACUCUUUCAAAUGGUCGCAGUGCAGCUCCAGCAUCCCGACCAAGCUCCCCAGGUCCACGAGUCCGGCCCCCUCAACAGCCUGUUGUGCCCCCUGAUUUUCCUCUUGACACGCCACCAAACCUUAGAACAACUUUGCCUGAUAGGCCAGUCUCUGCUGGUAGGUCUAGGCCUGGUGUUUCUGUCAGUAUGAAAGCAAACCAAGACACUACUAGCUCUGUAAAUAUGCCCAGAAGACAUUCAUCACCAAUUGUCACAAGGGGAAGACUCACUGAACCCCCUGGAAGGACUCGUGUCCAUUCCAAUGGGCAUGCAUCUGACAUACAUGAGUCUCGGAAGACCUCACAUGUCUCAGAUUCAGCUAUGCGGAAACCUGUAAAGUCUUCAACAACCACUGCAGAUAGUGCAGGACUUGGGAGGACUAUCUCAAAAAAAUCGCUGGAUAUGGCUAUUAGGCAUAUGGACAUAAGAAAUGGCACAGGGAGCAUUCGUUCCCUUUCUGGCACCACUCUUUUUCCUCAGAGCAUCCGAUCUGCUACUACCAGAACCCAAUCUCUUCGCUCCGUCAGUACUUCAGACUCUGUCAAUAGUAAUGGAAGCCCUGGUAGCUUGCAAAAUGCAGACUUCUCUGAGAACGGAAAUAGUAUUAGCAGACCUGUAGAGAACGGAAGUAAUUCCCUUGAUGGAAGAUACGCUGCCAAAUUAAGUGAGGUGGACAUCUAUGAGAGUUCCCGUUAUGAUGCAAUAUUGCUAAAGGAGGACUUGAAGAAUACAAACUGGCUGCAUAGUAUUGAUGAUAAAUCCGAUCCAGGAUCCAUCUUUGAGAAUGGAUUUGAGCCUCUGCCUGAACCUUUUGGCCUAUUAUAACAUCCAAGAAGUGGGUUUUUGUUUUUCUAAUUCUUCUUAAUUCAUAUUUAUUUUUUAUUUUUAUAAUUUGUGCUCUUAUAAUUAUUUGGUUACUAUGAAAGAAUGUAAUCUGACAGCUUUUACCAACGAAAAUGAAGAGUGAAGAAGGCAGUAGUGUUUCUGCAAA